GGCAACACUGAAAUCGAAACACGGUGUUUUCUCCGUUACCAAACAAAACAUUUUUCUAAAAACCUGUUUUUGUUUGUGAUAUUUAAGGGCUUAACGCCCGUUUUUCUUUUUGUAAAUUUCCAGUUAAAAAGUUUACUUCCAUGGUGCUGGUUUGUUAUUUCAGAAUAAGUAAUUAACAAUUCUUGAAAAUGGAGUCUGCCAAAGCUAAUACACAGAACAGUACCAGAAGCAGAGAAUUCUUAACAAAGUCACUUUUAGCAGGAGGUGUGGCAGGAAUGUUUUCUAAAACAACAGUUGCCCCUCUUGAUCGAGUAAAAAUUCUUCUGCAGGCCCACAACAAACACUACAAGCAGCACGGAGUGUUCUCGGGGCUGGUCAAAAUAGUCAAGUUUGAAAAUUUGUGGGCGCUGUACAAAGGAAAUGGGGCCCAGAUGGUCAGGAUUUUUCCCUAUGCUGCUACACAGUUCACCUCUUACGAGGUUUAUAAACCUAUAUUUGGGAAUUUGAUGAGUCAACAUCACUUUUCCAAAUUUUUAUCGGGCUCGGCAGCUGGAAUUACUGCUGUGUUGCUUACUUACCCACUUGAUACCAUUAGAGCAAGGCUAGCCUUUCAAGUUACAGGUGAACACAAAUACUCUGGAAUAACACACACCGCAAUCACCAUGUUUAAAGAGGAAGGUGGAGGCAGGGCUCUAUAUCGUGGCUUCACACCUACUGUUAUAGGCAUGAUACCUUAUGCAGGACUGUCAUUUUACUGUUUUGAGGGCCUCAAAUAUUGCUGCAUGAAACACCUGCCUCAAUGGACAUGCGAGCCUUGUCCCAUCAACUCUGGCGGCCUGGUUUUGAAACUGUCUGCUAAAUUGCUGUGCGGAGGAUUCGCUGGUGCCAUUGCUCAAAGCUUUGCAUAUCCAUUUGACGUCACAAGGAGGCGGAUGCAAUUAGCACAAGUGACUCCCGACAAGCACCACUGGGGUCGCCUGGGAAUGGUUGCUACUUUGGUACAAAUCUACAAGCGAGAAGGUAUAGCUUACGGACUAUACCGAGGAAUGUCUAUCAAUUAUUUACGAGCUAUCCCCAUGGUAGCUGUAUCAUUCACAACAUAUGAGCUCAUGAAACAGAUGCUCAAACUUGAUACGGGUAUUAAGAUAGAGUGAUAUUUGUUGCCAUUCACAUGUUUCAGUCCUUGCUUGUGAAGUUUAGAAUGUAAACAAAAUUUGAAAUAUUUUUUUAAAGGGUUAAAGCAGACAAAUUUGAUGAAAAUGACUAGACUGUUUUAACUUGUAUACAAAUUGUUCAUACGAUCACGAGAUGCCACAGUGCUAGCAAUAAUGCUCUUGACUACGAACAGAAAUGUUUGUUCAGAAAUGUUGAAAUAGAAAAAAAAAUUUUUGUAUAGUGAAUUGAAAUAACUCAUUAUAGUUUAGUCUUUCAAAAUUAUGACUUGUUUCUUUUCUAUGCUUUGGGGACUACAGAAUAUAUAGAUGAAAUUA
This is a messenger RNA of Daphnia pulex (common water flea), 1490 nucleotides long. RefSeq names its product graves disease carrier protein-like. Gene Ontology annotation, biological process: transmembrane transport. The record is from RefSeq and is a predicted model, not a curated record. Bases 189 to 1154 code for a protein of 321 amino acids. Gene Ontology annotation, cellular component: mitochondrial inner membrane. The transcript is spliced from 7 exons. Lineage: Eukaryota; Metazoa; Arthropoda; Branchiopoda; Diplostraca; Daphniidae.